AUGAUCUCCUCCGUUCUUAUUGCCAGCGUUCUAGCAGCUAGCCCUGUGCUAGGUCUUGUUCGCUCCCCCAAGCCCACUUUCGUCGACAACUCUUAUGUUAUCAAUGAAGACGCCAGAUUUGCUUACAACUUGUUCUUCAACUUCACGGGCGCCACUAAGCUUCCCGAUGGGCUUUACACCAGCGUUUAUACCGUGGGCGAGGGGACCCAUCAAUACACGACGAGCAACGUCAAUGUCGCAGGGGGCUACCUGCAGCUCAAGGUCCCUGGACCACAGAAAUCGAUGCCUUACACGGGUGGAGAGGUUGCGACGACUGAAGACAGAAUCUUGUAUGCUUCUGUUCGCACAGUUGCAAUUCUCUCCGAACCGGCUGGUGUUUGCAAUGGAAUGUUUUUCUAUCACAAUGACACCCAGGAGACAGACAUCGAGUGGCUCUCUGACGCUUCCUCCCUGAGCAACAACGGCGUUCGCAAGAUCCACUUCACUAACCAGGAUGCCAACGGCGAUGGCUCAAGCACGUACAAAGGCGUCACCCCACCAGCUAGCCCCACAAGCACCGAGCAUGAGUACCGCAUCGACUGGACUGAGGUUUUUGUCCGGUUCUACAUUGACGGCUCUCUUAUCUGGGAGACGCAAAGUGACGUCCCCAGCGCUGCCGGGCCUUGGAUCUUCAACAACUGGUCCAAUGGUGAUAAGGGCUGGAGUGUUGGACCCCCGAAGUCCAAUGCUAUUUUCAAAAUCAAGGAUAUCGAUAUCUACUACGACCUCGACUGGAGCCAGACUAAGUAA
This is a messenger RNA of Colletotrichum chrysophilum, 789 nucleotides long. RefSeq lists its product as uncharacterized. NCBI's taxonomy places the organism in Eukaryota, Fungi, Ascomycota, Sordariomycetes, Glomerellales, Glomerellaceae. Gene Ontology annotation, biological process: carbohydrate metabolic process. The transcript is spliced from 2 exons. Gene Ontology annotation, molecular function: hydrolase activity, hydrolyzing O-glycosyl compounds. Bases 1 to 789 code for a protein of 262 amino acids. The record is from RefSeq and is a predicted model, not a curated record.